Molecule: messenger RNA, 1494 nt
Organism: Acanthamoeba castellanii str. Neff
Lineage: Eukaryota; Discosea; Longamoebia; Acanthamoebidae
Product: DnaJ domain containing protein
Exons: 9
Coding region: 1-1494 (497 amino acids)
Source: RefSeq, a predicted model, not a curated record
AUGAAGCGAGCACAGCGGCCGGUCCGCGCGUGGUCGAUGCAACACUCGCGCAUUCCUGCCCGACAACCUUCCUCUCCCCUCCUGGCGGGACGUGUGAGGCUCACAGCUGAGGCUCGCGUUGAGGGCGGUGGCAGUGCAUCCACAUUUACUGCCACGCUGGUCCUCAAGCGAGGCUACAAACCCCUCAACCCCUACGCAGUGGACUUCCGCCUAUCGCCCACCGAUGCGCUGAACGCCUUCGAUAAGUUCCACAAGCAGUCUUGGCUGUCGCCACUCAUGACCACCCUCAAGACCAGCAGCGACGUGCGGCCCGUCUUUCUGCCCUUCUGGGUCUUCGAGGCCUCUGUCAAGGGCACUGUGUCUGGCGAGGUUGGCCACCGCGUACUUCGCCCAGAGUACAACAUUCGCACGAAGAGGAUGGAGAUGAGAGCCAGCAUGCAGUGGCAACCCACCAACAGGCACAAGAUGCCGCUCAUCAAGUUCCACAACAACCAACCGGAAAUGCAAGUCCUGGCCUCCUACGCUCACAAGCAAGAGUAUGCGGAGGCCAUAAAGGGCCAGUACAUCGACGCCGCCAAGCGGAUGACGUCGGCCAUGAUGGAGGGACCCCAGGGAGAGAAGCGCGAGGUCGAACCCUUUGAGAUGUUUCCCUCUGUGGCGCGAGAGCGUCUCAUUACCGACCUUAAGUCCUACAUCCUUCACGACGGAUCCGAAUACCUGCGGAUCCUUUACAGCGCAGACGACGUCCGCUCAGUCACGAUCGAUUUUGACUUCAUCGGUGACAUCAAGCCUUUCCCGGUGUACCUUCCGUCCUAUGUGGUGGAGUAUAGCUAUAUGGGCCAUAACUUCAGGGCGCUCGUGAAUGGCGUCAACGGCCAAGUGGGCGGUGAGCACCAUUACUCUUCAUUCAAGGUGGGUGGUUUGACGGCAUUGGGUGCGAUUGCCGGGGCAGCGGCGUUGGGUCUCGACUUCCUCAACAUACCGAGCUUUAUUUCCAUCGGGCUCGCGUCUGUAGUCGCAGGAGUGGCUGCACGAUACUACCCCUUCUACGCCGCGUGGCGGAAGGAGCAGAGGAGAGUCGCUGAAGAGGCCCUGCAGAAGCGACAAGCCCACUUCUCGUGGGAGAGCGACUCCUUCUGGCGCGACUACGGAGAGCAUCAGAGACAGCAGCGGGAUAAGGAACGCGAGGAGGAACUGAGAUGGCAGAAGAGCAGACAACAACAGCAGCACCAACGACAGCAGUACCAGCGCACUAGCGUCGAUCCCAAGGGCUACUAUCGUCUGCUUGAGCUCUCGGGCAAGGAAGGAACGGCCACCGAGGAGGAGGUCAAGACGGCCUUCCGUCGGCUGGCGAUGAAGUACCAUCCCGACAUGCAGAAGACGGAGCAGGAGAAGAAGAAGAACAGCGAGAUCUUCAAGCGAGUGGUCACGGCCUACCAGGUCCUACGCGACAAGACGAAGAGGAGCAACUACGACCGGUAUGGCACUGAGUAA